Messenger RNA from Leptopilina heterotoma, 828 nucleotides. RefSeq names its product ribonuclease H-like. NCBI's taxonomy places the organism in Eukaryota, Metazoa, Arthropoda, Insecta, Hymenoptera, Figitidae. Gene Ontology annotation, biological process: DNA replication, removal of RNA primer. The coding region runs from base 1 to 828 and encodes 275 amino acids. Gene Ontology annotation, molecular function: RNA-DNA hybrid ribonuclease activity; nucleic acid binding. The transcript is spliced from 2 exons. The record is from RefSeq and is a predicted model, not a curated record.
AUGCCACCGAAAGUGAUCCCAAUGUCCCCGAAACUUCAGCCCUAUAAUGGCGCGUGUGGAGAUAAUGGUGGAACGAGGCCAAGAGCAGGCAUAGGAGUGUGGUUCGGACCCGACCACCCCCUUAAUGUGUCACGAAGAUACGGAGGACGACAAACCAACAACGCCUCAGAAAUCGAAGCGGCUACAGUGGCGAUCCAUCAAGAAAGGACAGCUGGAAUCAGAAAAAUAAGAAUUAAAACUGAUUCCAAGGUUCUUGUCCAAGGCAUCAAGGAAUGGGUUCCAAAAUGGCAAAAGAACAACUGGAAGACAAACGACAAUCACCCCUGCAUUGACCUCGACAAAUCAGUCCAAAAAUUUGAGGAAUUUCUGGCCAAGAGAGGUGUCAACCCAUCAAACCUCACCAAUCAAACCUUGGCUUGGGAUCAUGAAGGAAUAGACACGACACGUCGGAAGCCACAUGUCUCAGAAGGUGAAAGCGAUGAAGAAUAUUUGGAGCUCCUGAAGAAUGUGGAUCCUUGUCAAGACUACAACGACAAUGAUUUUGGAAAAAGAGUCAACGAUUUUCUGAGGAACUACAACCAAAGUAGACAAAAGAAAAGACAAGAAGAAGUAGAACAACCUGUUGCCGAAGCAGAUGCAAAAUCCCCUCGUCCUGAAGCAACCACAGAAGUGUUGCCUUCUAGCUCAACUAGACCACCAUCCAGAUGCACAGUCGACUCCAUUCACUCCCAAUCAAGAACGAGACACCCCCGCUUUGGAAAAACCAACCAGGGAAAGAAAAGGAAACAUUAUGCCACGCCGAUUACAAUCGCGAAAUUCCAACAGUGA